CAGUAUGACAUGCAGAUGAGUGCCGUCGAUCUUAGAAUCACCGCACACUUCACUCAUUUGGCCAGUCACGGGGCCAAAACCAGUGUUUGGAGCCACAGUGUGGCGGUGGAGGCAGCAGCAAUGGGAGGCCAUACAGCAACCUAUGACAAAAUGGAAACCAGCAGGAGUGUGAGGAGACCUGAAAGUGGCACAUGGCAGAGUGUGGCGAUGGAGACAGCAGCAAUGGGAGGCCGUACAGGGACCCAUGAGAGACUCUGGACCUGGCAGCAGCAUGAGGAGGCGGUAUAUAGGGGCCCAUGGCAGAUUAGGGGGCCCUGGCAGCAGCUAUAGGAGGCCCGUAAUCUGCCAGCACCCUAUGUCAAAAAAUUCAAACACACCAGCAGUGUGAGGAGACCUGAAAGUGGCACAU
This is a messenger RNA of Staurois parvus, 409 nucleotides long. The record is from the annotation of a GenBank genome assembly. NCBI's taxonomy places the organism in Eukaryota, Metazoa, Chordata, Amphibia, Anura, Ranidae.